This is a messenger RNA of Pochonia chlamydosporia 170, 1320 nucleotides long. Its product is annotated as glycosyl hydrolase family 43 protein. NCBI's taxonomy places the organism in Eukaryota, Fungi, Ascomycota, Sordariomycetes, Hypocreales, Clavicipitaceae. The transcript has 3 exons. Gene Ontology annotation, biological process: carbohydrate metabolic process. Gene Ontology annotation, molecular function: carbohydrate binding; hydrolase activity, hydrolyzing O-glycosyl compounds. The record is from RefSeq and is a predicted model, not a curated record. The coding region runs from base 1 to 1320 and encodes 439 amino acids.
AUGGACAUCGGUAUGUACACUUAUUCAGACUUCAGGGACAAACUGUUGAUGACGAUUCUCCAGCCAAAUACUGGUCAUCAUGUUCAAGCACAUGGGGCAGGAUUUAUAGAAGUCUCUGGAACUUACUACAUGAUUGGUGAAGAUAAAACAAACGGCUCGGCAUUCCAGAACAUAAAUUGCUACUCUUCUACCAACCUCGUCGAAUGGAAGUUUGAGAAUGCCCUCUUGUCCCGAACCGCAUCUGGAGAUUUAGGGCCAGACCGCGUGGUUGAACGCCCCAAGGUCAUUUACAAUGACAAGACUUCGACCUACGUCAUGUAUCUUCAUAUUGACGACAGUGGCUACGGCGAGGCAAAGGUUGGCGUAGCUACAUCAAGCUCGGUUUGUGGCGAUUAUCAAUAUCGCGGUAGCUUCAAUCCUCUUGGUCAACAGUCUCGAGAUAUCGGGCUGUUCAAGGAUGAUGAUGGUUCGGGCUACCUUUUGACAGAAGAUCGGCCGAACGGCCUUCGCAUCGUGAAGCUAAGUGCCGACUUUCUUAACACCACCGCCAAUACAUACCUGUGGAGUGACCAUUUUGAAUCUCCAGCUGUCUUGAAGAAGGACGGUUAUUACUUCAUGUUUGGCUCCCAUCUCUCCGGUUGGAAUCCAAAUGACAAUGUCUACAGUUAUGCCAAGUCUCUUUCUGGUCCAUGGAGCUCUUGGACUACCUUUGCUGACGUAGGUUCCAACACAUAUUGGUCCCAGACGAAUUACAUCUUACCGUUCGGAGAAUCCGCCAUUUACAUGGGUGAUCGCUGGCAGCCAAGCAACUUGAUGCGUAGCACCUACAUUUGGCUGCCACUUGACAUAUCCGGAAGCAAAGUCACCCUUAAAAACCGCAGCAGCUGGGUGCCAAAUGUGAAGGAGAAGAAGUGGUCCGACUCACCUGCUUCCACCCAAAUUGAAGCAGACAACGCAACUCUCAGCGGCGGUGCAAAAACUGUCUCAUGUUCCGGGUGUAGCGGCGGCCAAGCUGUUGGAUGGGUUGGAGGGCCGUCCGGGGGGAGGCUUACAUUCUCAGGGAUACAGAGCAAUGGAAAUCAGCAGGCAACUGUUCGAAUUGCUUACGCCAAUGGUGACGAGACUGAACGCUACGCCAACGUUGUUGUCAAUGGCAAAGCUCAAAAGCUCGUAUUCUUGCCUACUGGAGGUGGCCAGAGCGCCGGUGAUAGCUCUCUCAACUGUGAGUUGGUUGCAGGCUCUGGUAAUGCUAUUGUCAUUGAGGGACUUGACGGUGCCUAUGGUCCAGAUGUUGACCUUGUUUCUAUACCUGAGAACUGA